Culicoides brevitarsis is the source of this 830-nucleotide messenger RNA. RefSeq names its product zinc finger Ran-binding domain-containing protein 2-like. NCBI's taxonomy places the organism in Eukaryota, Metazoa, Arthropoda, Insecta, Diptera, Ceratopogonidae. Bases 62 to 784 code for a protein of 240 amino acids. The transcript has 3 exons. Gene Ontology annotation, biological process: RNA processing. Gene Ontology annotation, molecular function: lipopolysaccharide binding; RNA binding. The record is from RefSeq and is a predicted model, not a curated record.
GUAAAAAAGCCAUUUUUUGUUUUGAUUUCUGCAUUUUUGAUGUAAUUUUUGACUUGAAACGAUGUCGAACGGCGGAUCGCAUCGACAUAAAAGCGAGCGAAGCGAAAGUUUUCGCGGCAGCAAGGAAAAGAAACGUUCCAUUGAGAUAGGGAAACAAGCGGCGGAAGCUUCGAGAGGUCUUUUCUCGCCGGAAGAUUGGAAUUGCACGAAAUGCGGCAACGUAAAUUGGGCACGGCGACAAACGUGCAACAUGUGUAACCAACCGAAGCAUAACGAUUUGGAGGAAAGAACAGGUUAUGGCGGCGGAUACAACGAUCGUGGGGUAGUCGAGUACAAGGAACGACAAGAAUCUGACGACGAAUUCGACGAGUUGGGUCGAAAACGGAAGAAAGUCAGGAGCAAUAAUGGAGAUACGCCGCGAAAAAAGGACGAAGAAGUCGAGGAGGAGGAAGAUGAGGAAGAAGAUGACGACGGAGACAUUUCUAAAUACAAACUUUUUGAUGAUGACGAAGACGAACCGUCUCCCAAAAAGGAUCCAUCGCCCAAGGAAAAGGCAAGACGACGCAGUUCUUCCAACUCUUCGUCAACAGACAGCUCCAGUUCAUCGAGUUCCUCGAGUUCAGAUAGUCAUUCAUCAGGUUAUCGACGACGACGUCGCUCCCGUAGUCGCAGUCGAGACAGAUCUCGCCAUCACAGAACCCGAAGUCGUUCGAGAUCUCGUGACAGAAAACGUGACAGAAGCAAUUCUCGAUCCAAUGGAAGCGAUAAACGACGAAAACGUUGAAUUAAAAAUGUCGAAAAAUAGGAAAGUUGAGAAUAAAAAUACAAAA